AGACAGUUGUCAACACCAAUAACAAAACAAAGAGCUCAAAGCCUCAGGAAAACAUGGGAACUUCUUGGUAGGUGUCAGAAGAGGAAAAACAAAGAAGACCCAGAAAAGAAAACUCUUGAAGUUUGAAGAGUUUGCAAGAAGAUUAUGGAUACCGUGUUAUGUGAUGAACUACUGCAAGAGAUAUUUAGAAGACUGCCAUCAACUCCAUCAUCUUCUUUAUCAGUUUCUUUAGUUUCCAAGCGUUGGCUUAACCUUUACAGGAGCUCAAAAACUUCUCUUUCUCUCAGGUUCCUUCCACAUGCUUCUGUGAUUGUUUCUCUGUCUUCUCUUCUUUCUUAUUACCCUUCUCUUUCUUCUCUUUCUCUUGUUUUAUCUGAUGCCACCACCACCUAUACCUCCAAGAAUUCAAGCACUGCCUUUUAUGAUCACCUGCUUCUUGUAGUUUCUUCUUCUUGUUCUAACCUGCAUCAUCUCAGGUUCUUAGCUGGUCCAGUUUCUGUUUCUUCUUUAUUGUCUCUAUCGAAAGCUUGUUCCCACCUUACUUCUAUUACCGUUUCCUUAUCUAGGCCUCUUUAUUUCAACUGGGUUGUUUCAUUUUCUUGUUUAAAGGAGUUAUGUUUAUAUGUAUGCUCUACUGAUGGUGUUGAUGAUGAAGUUGGGGGAAUUCGGUUGUGUUUAAAUGAGGAAUUGGAUGCAGAAUUCGGUUUAGAAAGUCUUUGCUUGUCAGGAAUUCAGGCAGAUGAUAAGGGUGUUGGUUGGCUAUGGAGGAACUGCAAAAGGCUUAAGAAAUUGCAGCUAAAGAGCUGUGAGAGUAUUGGUGAUGGAGAGUCUUUUUCCUCAUUUAUCUUGUGCGUGGAAGGUCUUCAAGAACUGGAGCUAAGGAAAUGUAGGAGUGUAGUUGAUGGGGUGUUACUAAGAUUGGCUGAGAAUUGUGCUUCUUUGAACUCUCUGUUGGUUUAUGAUGGAGGCAGCAGAGAGGGUUUGCUGGAAUUCAUAAGCACUUGCAGGUGUAAUCUGCAGAAGCUCGACCUUAGGUUACCGCUAGACCUCAAAAAUGAUCACCUCUUAGCUGUUGCUAUGAAUUUAAGAGGUCUGUCAACACUCAGGCUUCAAAGUUGCUGUCUUGUUACUGGUGAAGGUCUAAAGACUCUCGGGACUGCCUUGCAUUCUAGUCUUGAAGAAUUGGCCUUAAUAAAUUGUGAUGUUGUUGAAAGAGAGCCAGGGUUGCUAGCCACACUGGGGCAGAAUUUGAGGAUGCUGAGGAAAUUGGACUUGUCUUAUAAUGAGACGUUGCUUGAUAAGGAGUUCAUUUCUAUGUUAGUUUCUUGCCAUCAUCUGACUGAAUUGAAGUUGAGAGGGUGCAGAAGGCUAACUGCUACUGCCUUGGUUUCUAUAUCUAAGACCUGCAAGCGUUUGGAAAGUGUAGAUAUUAUGAAUUGUCCUGGGAUUGAAGCUCAGGCUGUCGAGUUCUUUGUCUUGAAUUGUCCACAGCUGAGACAGAUGCAGAUUGAGGAGAGCAAGCUCUCAGUCAUUUCAAGGACAUGGGCAUUGCAUAAAGUUAUAGAGGUAACUAGUGGUUGAUGAGUUCAUGAUUGAAGUACAUAAUUAAAUUAUUGAAGUUCCAACAGAAUUGCUAUAUACCACAAAACUCAGCUUGUUUGCUGUAAAUAUUUCAUUUCUUCAGGUCAUGGAAUAGAAAGAGCUGCUUUGCUCUCUAAAUAAUCGAUGUCUCUACAAAAUCUUUGAUAUUGUAAUAAGCUAACUGCAAUAAAACUUGAAUGUUGUUCUAUUUGGAAAUUGAAACGGGGAAAAAUCAUUGUUUCUUAUGAUA
Molecule: messenger RNA, 1831 nt
Organism: Theobroma umbraticum
Lineage: Eukaryota; Viridiplantae; Streptophyta; Magnoliopsida; Malvales; Malvaceae
Product: RNI-like superfamily protein
Biological process (GO): SCF-dependent proteasomal ubiquitin-dependent protein catabolic process
Cellular component (GO): SCF ubiquitin ligase complex
Molecular function (GO): protein binding
Source: RefSeq, a predicted model, not a curated record